AUACAGCUCACGUCUGUUCGAGUGUCCAAUCCGCAAGUUAUUAAUUAAAUUUUAUAAUUAACGUUGAGUCAGAAUGAAUUUCCUGGCGGGAUUGUUCUUGAUUGUCCUCGUACGGGAGUCAAGAGGAUUUUUGCCUGAGCCCUGGCUACCAUGGCACUGGGAGCCUUGCAAGAAUUACUCUGAUCCGUCGGUUAUCGGGAGUGAAAAGCACGAAUGUUACAGAGAAUGCAAGAAGGGAGAUAACAGAAAGUGUUCUUAUCACUUUUGCGUAAUUCCCUGGGUAACUAGGGAUUGUGGGGACUGUCCCGGAAAUUUAACGGAUUGUUUUUCACCCUCGUGCAUAACUGCUGGAAACUACAGAAGGCAUGUGUCUACUAUCAACAAAAUGCUACCUGGACCCAGUAUUCAGGUGUGCGAAAACGAUGACAUUUCUAUUGACAUAACCGACGAGUUUGUAAAGAUACCAACAGCAAUUUACGAGCAUGGAAUACAAAAAUCACUUAACCUCGGUACAUUUGACAUACGAUGGUCUGAUUGGACGGCUUCGCCUGCUGGUACUCAUUUCUGGGAAAGCUGGGCCAAUUUCGAAUCCUCUGAUGGAAUAUACGGUAGCUUGAUUAUCAGAAAAGCCGAUGAUCCCUUGCAGAAAUACUAUGAUUUCGAUUUGGCUGAACAUGUGAUGAUGAUCUCGUUCUUCACAAGAAGGUUGACACAGUUUUCCACGCGUAUUGAAGCCUCCGCAAGAAAUAUCGUUUCCUCUAGGCUAAUUGUCAAUGAUGAUUGGGAUGGUGUAUCAGUUGAGCCGCUUAACAGUACAGACAGUCAACGAAUUCGACCUCGCUAUGAAGUAUUCCAUGUUGAUGCAGGAAAACGCUAUCGAUUCAGAGCCAUUUACAAAACGUCUAUUGCCUGUCCAGUACAAGUAUCGGUUACCAAUCAUAAAAUUCAGAUUAUCGCCUCGGAUAGUGGAACAAUCGAUCCAGUUGAAGUCGAUACAUUCCUGAUGUACAGCGGAGAGAGAUACGAUUUCGUCUUAAAAGCUGAUCAACCCCCCGGUAAUUACUGGAUCAACUACAGGACCGUAGGUAUAUGUAAUGGACUCAAACAAUCUGCCUCGACGUUUGCCAUUCUUAAUUACAAGGGAAUCCCAAGGGAGCAAGAAGCAGUGGCAAUGAAGGGCGGCAUGGGCGAUUUACUGCAAAUAUUUUCGGAUAAUACAUCCCUGAGACUCAUCGAUUACAAUAAUUCUGCACCUGUUCCUGCAGCACUUGCCGGCACUCCAGAUUACACACUGUAUUUCAAGUACUCUUUCAAGAAACACGCCACGUUAAAUGACCUGGUCUUCAAAAAUCCAACUUGGGAUUCUCCACUGACCGACGAAACCCCGAGUUCGACGUACUGCACCCCCUCAACCAUGGAAAAUAAAAAAUGCGAAAAUGACCAGUGCUCAUGUACCAUGGUCUACCCCAUCGAGUACAACGCUCUCGUGGAGAUCGUUUUCGUGGGCACGUGGACCGAAGCUGAUUUGGACGACGAUUAUUUUCCGGAGGCUGUCAGUAAAAUGCAGAAUCGUCCUAUGCAUUUCCACGGACACGACUUCUACGUUGUCGCCUGGAACGACACCACUGGAAACGUCACUCUGGAUGCUGUCGAGGAACUCAAUCAGCGGGGAAAUAUUCCGAAGAAAUUCGAGAAUCCAAUACUCAAGGACGUUGUUACUAUUCCAGGAAGGGGUUACACGAUCAUCAGAUUCUUCGCUAGACAUUCUGGAUAUUGGCUAUUCCAAUCUCCCAUUAUAGAUGAGACGGUAAAGGAAACGGGUUUUGUUAUCAAAGUUGGAAAAGAUCCGACAGUGAAACCGGCUACACACUCCCGGUUCAGGCAUCGUCCACUUUUUAGAGAUAGGUCAUAAAAAGAUGGUGACUAUCUUUCGUAUACAAUAGGUUUUUUUGGUAAUUUUUAUUGAAACUUUCAAUAGAAAUUAUUCUAUCGAAAAAGUCUAAAAAGAAUCGGCUGAACUUCCCUUUUGUUGUUUGAUUUUCUCACUGAAUAGAACGAUCUUUCUUUUUAUAUUUAGCAAUAAAGAAAAUUUAUGCAAAUUUUCAGUCAUGUGAGAAUUUAUUCGUUUAAUAUUGGAAAAUCCCAAAAUGUUUCCCUAAUUCCUCUGAAAUCAACGGUCUA
Messenger RNA from Diachasmimorpha longicaudata, 2181 nucleotides. RefSeq lists its product as uncharacterized. The coding region runs from base 74 to 1912 and encodes 612 amino acids. Gene Ontology annotation, molecular function: copper ion binding; oxidoreductase activity. Lineage: Eukaryota; Metazoa; Arthropoda; Insecta; Hymenoptera; Braconidae. The record is from RefSeq and is a predicted model, not a curated record. The transcript is spliced from 6 exons.